Messenger RNA from Heterobilharzia americana, 954 nucleotides. Lineage: Eukaryota; Metazoa; Platyhelminthes; Trematoda; Strigeidida; Schistosomatidae. The record is from the annotation of a GenBank genome assembly.
AUGAUGGAUUUAAUUUGGUGUCUCAAAUCAGUAAACAGUAAUCCUGUUCACAAAGAGUCUUUGAGGCGCUGUAAACGAUAUUUGACCCUGAUAUUUAUUCGGUAUUAUUUCCAUUGUAAUGAUCAAAGACGAAGGGUCCAGAUUUUUAGCCGAAUGAUUAAUACUGUCAUCGGUUACCUGACCAUUUCUCAAAUACAAACUAUAUCUGCAUUAUUCCUGAUUCUAACUUCACCUGAAGCAAUAUAUGCUAAUAUCUUAGAUCAAUGCAGCAUUUCACAGAGUCGUUUAGCACGUUCUAUCCUACAUGAGAUUAUUUUCCCAUUAUUUGACUAUACAAAUGUAGCUGUUAAUGAGAGUUGUCCCUUUCAUCCUAAGCAUGAUAUUUACGCUAUACAUGAACGAAUGAAGAAUAGAAUUUCUGAUUAUGACUGGGAAUGUCAAAUGUGUGGAAAACGGUUUUAUACAGAACAGUCAUUCGAUUCACAUAUUGGCAAUCGACAUAAAAUAAAUGCUUACAGUAACAGCCGAACAGUUUGUUUAUCUUCAUAUUGUCCCUUACUUCGAUGCUCUGUACUAAAAGCGGACUUCGGCUCCGGAGAUCAGGUGUUUUGGGAUGAAGCACUCUGUGAUCCAACAUCAUUUCACAGCCUUUUAAAACAAUGUGAGGAUAUACUGAAUAUAUGUGCUCCAGGGAAUGAUAGUAAUCACAUUCAACUACGUCAACUGCUUCAGAGUACACUAUGUGAUCAUUUAUCGUGUGAUCGUUAUUGGCUUUUACCAGACUCACAUGUUAAAACUUCGACAUUUCAAAAAUUUCUGUCAGCAUUCAUCUUUAUAGCUGGUCUAUUGACUUAUUAUUCUGUAAUAUUUAUGAGAUUAAGUUUGUCAUUCUGUCGUCUACGUGUCUCCAGCCUGUCUAUCCCUCGCAGCAGAAAAACAACUAGAUGUGACUGA